Molecule: messenger RNA, 1383 nt
Organism: Penicillium waksmanii
Lineage: Eukaryota; Fungi; Ascomycota; Eurotiomycetes; Eurotiales; Aspergillaceae
Product: fungal specific transcription factor domain-containing protein
Exons: 6
Coding region: 1-1383 (460 amino acids)
Biological process (GO): DNA-templated transcription
Molecular function (GO): DNA binding; zinc ion binding
Source: RefSeq, a predicted model, not a curated record
AUGUCUGGCAAUGCGAUGGACGUCGGCCAUCUUGUACAACUUGUACCCAGGGGGGGAACAGACUGUGUAUAUGGGGCUGAAGCUACCAACAAGAGCAAGAGUGACUUGAUUCUGGACGUCGCUAUCCGGUCGGAAAGUCUCCUGCAGCAGUUAUCCGCCCAGCUCGCCCAAGCAUCCCACCGAAGUCCAGCUAAUAUCUCCUCUGUGGCAUCUCCUGGGAAUGCAAUCUCCCCCAGCACUGUUAGUAAUUUUGGUCGCGGAGAGGGGCCCUCUGAUCAUAUUUCAAACGCCAUUUUGUCACCAUUCCAUGCGUCAACGACGGAAUCUAUUUUAUCGUGGCCGCAUUUCGGUGAAUUCCGAAGUUUGAUCAAAGAGAGUAAAUUUUCUGUUUUCCAACUCGAAAAUGCGCGCAGGCCACUGUCCCACAGGCCGUCACCCCCUCAACCAUUUAUGACGAAGAGCGACAUAGAAAAAACAAUUCGAAGCUUCGAGCGAGGAAUCAACUUCUGGUAUCCCACCAUGGCGAGAUCUACUGCAAAAAGCUUGAAGGAAUAUCUAUUGUCAGGCGCGGUAAAAGAGAGUACCCGCUCAUGCCUAGCAUUAUUAGUGAUGGCUCUGGGGUGUUCCUCCGAGCUCGUGGGAUUAUUCACGACCAAGGAAACCCCAGAGACACACUCGGUUGAGAUAGAAACUCAACAACGAUUUCUGGCUUCGAUGUACUUCGAAUGCGCAUUUAAGAAAAUCCCGUUGGCACAAGCGGAAUUCACAGCGGAUGCAGUCCAGUGCCUAUUUUUCACGGGGCCGCUCCAGGCUUGGUCGUUCAUAAGCGCAGCUGCAACUAAGUGUAGGCUCCUUUUAUCCUAUACACCCUCCGACCAACCUCCAGAGAGAUUAGAGUGCCUUCGCAGGAUAUUCUGGUCCUGUUAUAUACUCGAGAGUGACUUUCUGGCUGAACUAUCCGCCCUUCCACAAACAGGCAUUGCGGAGAUCGAAUCCCUUAUUCCUCUCCCGGGCGAAUACUCCACCCAGGAGUCACAGAGCGACCAGGAACAAUCUUCUCUUUACUUUCUCGCUUGCAUCUCAAUGCGUCGACUCCUAAACCGUGUUCAUGAUCUUCUUUAUGCCCGUAAUGAUGGAGUGGGGUUUGACAAUAAUCAAUUCCCCUCCGUGGUUUCGGAGCUCGGUCAUCAACUGGAAGAGUGGAAGGAUCUUCUCCCAUUUCACUUUCAGUUUUCGGUUGAUCUCGACACUACAAAAUCUCCAGAAGGUGCAUUCCUUCGUCAGCGGUAUUUGACCUGCAAGAGUGUCAUUUACCGGCCUUAUCUUACAUGGGCGCUGUCAAAUGGGGAAGAGGUAGUCGAAUGCCCCCCCGAUUGUAUUUGA